This is a messenger RNA of Leguminivora glycinivorella, 842 nucleotides long. Its product is annotated as CUGBP Elav-like family member 2. Lineage: Eukaryota; Metazoa; Arthropoda; Insecta; Lepidoptera; Tortricidae. Gene Ontology annotation, molecular function: mRNA 3'-UTR binding. Gene Ontology annotation, biological process: mRNA splice site recognition; regulation of alternative mRNA splicing, via spliceosome. The coding region runs from base 288 to 842 and encodes 184 amino acids. Gene Ontology annotation, cellular component: ribonucleoprotein complex; cytoplasm; nucleus. The transcript is spliced from 9 exons. The record is from RefSeq and is a predicted model, not a curated record.
UCAGUUGUCAGUUACUAGUGGAUACGAGCGCGCGACUUGCUUUUAAUAUUGUUUUGCCGCGGGAUGGUGUAUGAAAGUUUUCGUGAGUUCUGCUGUGCCGGCGAAUUUUACGCAACACGUGGUUGAAAGUUGUGCACAAUUUGGUUGAUUAGUGCCGGGCUAAUCAAAUUAGUAGUUGAGUGUAGUGUACGUGUUUUGUGAGUACUGAUUUAGAUGGAUUGUAUAGUGAACGAUCUUCAUUAGUCGACAAACUGGAGCAUAUAAAUUUUUCGCAAUUCAUAGGGGACAUGGAGAUUCAGGACUUCAAGGCGAUGACUGGAGUAAAUGACAGGUGGAUGCCAUACUAUACAGUAGCAUUUACCUCCGACAGUGAUUAUGCACAAUAUCAUGGGAUGAGUAUGAUCAACAACAACAACAGCACAAGCAUCAACAACAACAACAAUGAGGACGAGAAGGCGGAUAUGCCCGACCCCGAUUACAUUAAGAUGUUCGUCGGGCAGGUCCCGCGCAGCAUGGACGAGAACGACCUGCGCAUGAUGUUCGAGGAGUUCGGCCGCGUGCACCAGAUCAACGUGCUGCGCGACAAGAUCACCGGCGCGAGCAAAGGGUGCUGUUUUGUGACGUUUUUCACCCGCAAAGCGGCGCUGAAAGCGCAAGACGCUUUGCACAAUAUCAAAACGCUGAGCGGGCGCGUGCCUUACCCCGCCUCGCCUGCCGCAGUGUCUACUACGGACAGUAGGUUAUGCGAGGAGGAAUCAGUCCAGCCAGCUGUUUUACGAAUCAAGUCAAUGUUGACUCCAAGUCUGUUGGCGGUGGAAGAUGCUGCGUGCCUUGUGCUGUGA